Molecule: messenger RNA, 1500 nt
Organism: Microthlaspi erraticum
Lineage: Eukaryota; Viridiplantae; Streptophyta; Magnoliopsida; Brassicales; Brassicaceae
Source: the annotation of a GenBank genome assembly
AUGAAUAUCAAGAAGGUCGAGAAUGUACUAAUUGCAAACCGACAUGAUCCAUUCAAGAGCUUAGAGUUGAUUGACACCAUUCAAAGUUUAGGCAUCGAUCUCCAUUUCCGACACGAGAUCGAUCAAACCCUUAACAUGAUUUACAAAGAAUCCGGUCAACUCUAUGGAUACUACGGCCGAGAUCUCCGUGAGGUCGCGCUUUGCUUUCGAUUGCUUAGGCAAGAAGGUCACAACGUCCAAGAAAGUGUUUUUGAAAACAUACUAGACAAGAAGAGUGGAAUCAAAGACGACGUACAAAAUGAUGUGAAGGGUCUAAUAGAAUUGUAUGAAGCUUCUGAGCUCGGUGUAGAAGGAGAAGAAACACUCGAUUGCAUGAAAAUGUUCACGUAUAACCGCCUUAACGAACUUUGCUCGGGUCGACAAAGUCAUGAAGAUCGAGAGAUAAUGAGUUCUUUGGCUCAACCUCGACACAAAACCUUACGAAGAUUAACGUCCAAGAGGUUCAUGAUCAAAAUCGCGGGUGAUGAAGAUAAUGAGUGUUUACAAUCUCUACUACGAGUGGCUGAGAUCGAUUCCAUCAUUUUGAAGUCAUUGACUCAAGAUGAAAUAUCUCAAACAUUCAAAUGGUGGAGAGAGCUUGGUCUAGAGAAAGAGGUUGAGAAGGCAAGAAGCCAGCCACUGAAAUGGCACACAUGGUCCAUGGGAAUUCUUCAAGAUCCGACCUUAUACGAACAACGGCUUGAUCUUACCAAAGCGAUAUCGCUCAUUUACAUUAUAGACGACAUUUUCGAUGUCUAUGGGGAGCUAGAAGAACUCUCCAUCUUCACACAAGUAGUUGAAAGAUGGGACCAUGAUGGGCUUGAGAAGCUACCAAGGUACAUGAAGGUUUGCUUUGAAGCUCUAGACACGAUCACAACGGAGAUUAGCAUGAACGUAUUCAAAUCAUAUGGUUGGAACCCAACGGACUCUCUUCGAAAAUCGUGGGCAAGUUUGUGUAAAGCAUUCUUGGUAGAAGCCAAAUGGUUUAAUUCUGGUUACAUGCCAAAUACCGACGAGUAUAUGAAGAAUGGAGUUAUAAGUUCAGGUGUUCACCUAGUGAUGCUCCAUGUUUACUUCUUGUUGGGAGAAGAACUCACAACAGAUAAAGUCGAGCUAAUCGAAAGUAACCCGAGAAUUAUAUCAUCUGCAGCUACAAUCCUCAGGCUCUAUGAUGAUCUCGGAAGUGCAAAGGAUGAGAACCAAGAUGGGAUUGAUGGAUCAUACGUAGAGUGUUACCUGAACGAGCACAAAGGAUCAACGGUUGGUGAAGCAAGAUCACAUGUUGCUCAGAAGAUAUCUAAAGCAUGGAAUUGUUUGAACAGCGAGUGUCUGACAAGACCAUUCUCAAGAACAUUCUCUGAAGCUUGUCUCAACAUUGCAAGAACAGUUCCUUUAAUGUACAGCUACGAUGAUGAUCAACAACUUCCGGGUCUCAACGAAUAUCUCAAGUCUAUAACUUAA